Messenger RNA from Salvelinus namaycush (lake trout), 1508 nucleotides. RefSeq names its product oxidative stress induced growth inhibitor family member 2 (gene osgin2). The transcript is spliced from 7 exons. The coding region runs from base 1 to 1494 and encodes 497 amino acids. NCBI's taxonomy places the organism in Eukaryota, Metazoa, Chordata, Actinopteri, Salmoniformes, Salmonidae. The record is from RefSeq and is a predicted model, not a curated record.
AUGCCUCUUCUGGAAGAGACCACUGUGCCUCGAGAGCAUCCCCCCACACUGCCUGUGGUCAUCAUAGGUAACGGGCCAUCAGGUAUCUGCCUGUCCUACCUGCUGAGUGGCUACAAGCCCUACCUGGACCCUUCAGCUGUUCACCCAAACCAUGUUCUGUACAGGAAGUUACAGGAGACCAGACACCUGCCCAUCACUGAACAGGAUCUGGAGUAUCUGAGUGAAGGUCUGGAGGGGCGGUCAGGAAACCCUGUAGCAGUGCUGUUUGACACCCUGCUGCACCCCAAUGCUGAUUUUGGCUACGAGUUUCCCCCUGUGCUACAGUGGAGAAGAGACAAGCAGCAGCACCUCCCUCACCUGGUGCUGGGCAGGGCUACGCCUGGAGGGGCCUGGCACGUGAUGGAGGGCUCCAUGCUGACCAUCAGUCUGGGCAUCUGGAUGGAACUGCCAGGGAUCAACUACCGAGACCUGACUAACAAUGGCAAAUGCAGGGGCGUGACCAACGACCGGGCCACUCCAGAGGAGAUCUCGUCUUACUACCGUAACUACGUCAAGCUGAUGGGCCUGAAGCAGAACUUUGUUGACAACACCUACGUGACCUCUGUGCAGAAACUUUUCCGUGGACACGAGGGGGAGGGUCUAGAGAAUGACGAAGGGGAAGGUGGGGGCCUGUGGGAGGUGAGGGGGUACCAGCGGGUGCAGGGCGACACCCACGUUCCUUUCUGCCUGUUUUCGGAGAAUGUAGUUCUGGCCACGGGCGCGUCUGAUUCACCAGCUCAGCUGGGUGUGGAGGGGGAGGAGCUUCCCUUCGUGUUCCACAGCAUCUCUGCUCUGGGAUUGGCUGUGAGCCGGAAGAAGCUUGGGCCAAACUCUGAUCCAGUGCUGAUCGUAGGGGCGGGGUUAAGCGCAGCGGAUGCGGUUUUGUGCGCUUGUAACAACAACAUUUCCGUGCUGCAUGCCUUCCGCAAACACGUAGACGACCCAGGCCUCAUCUUUAAACAGCUACCCAAGACCCUCUACCCAGAAUACCACAAGGUCUACCACAUGAUGCACUCCCAGACCCACGCAACACCAAACAUGCUGUUCCCUGACUACACCAGCUUCCCAGAGCACUGCGUGGUGUCCUUCCAGCCAGACAUGAAGUGUGUCCUGCAGGGGAGCAACUCCCUCAAGGCCUUUAAGAUCUCCAUGGCCCUGGUGUUGAUCGGCACCCACCCCAACCUGUUCUUCCUCAAGGGCCAGGGCCAGUACCUGGGACUGGACCCCACCAAACCCAUCUCCUGCAAGCAGAACCCUGUGGAUGUGCACCCCUACACCUUCGAGUGCACCAAGGACCCAGGACUGUUCGCCAUGGGCCCGCUGGUGGGAGACAACUUUGUUCGCUUCCUAAAGGGCGGUGCUCUAGGCAUUGCCUCCUGCCUGCUCAAGAGACUGAAGAAGAAAGGCAAGCUGAUCGCAGAAGGGGGAGGAGUAGGAGGAGGGGAGUUUAUCUAGGUGAAGUGUGGAUG